GUCACCUCCGAGUCCCUUCUUCUCCAGGGAGCGGAGGAAGACGCGCCGCAGCCAUGUCCGCGCGCAGCGCGAGUUCUGACCGAGAGGAGCCCUUUGAUGAAGACAUUGACGAAGACAAAAUCUUGGCCAACUUGUCCCCCGAGGAGCUGCUGGAACUGCAGUCGGAAAUGGAGGUCAUGGCCCCCGACCCCCGGCUCCCCGCGGGGCUGAUUCAGAGGGACCACACCGGCGCGGGGCGCGCGGGGCACGGGGCGCCCGCCCAGGAGAGCUCGCCGGGGCGGUGCGUGGAGCCGGAGCCGGGCCGAGCCAGCAGCAGGGCGCCCCCGACCCUAAAGGAGAAGCUCAGUGACAGAGUUGCCGCAGGUCAAAGGGAGUCGAGGGGCAGCAGCGACCUGCGAGACACAGAUAACGAGGGCGAUGAUGGAGAAGAGGAAGAGGAAGGGGAAGAUGACGACGAUGAUGAAGACGAUGAUGAAGAUGAUGAUGAAGACAACGAAGAUGAUGAUGAUGAAGGCCGGGACGAGUGUGAGGGGAGUGAUCAGGACACCACGCGAGGAGAGCGAGGCGAGGCAAAGGAGCCCGCCAGGAACGGUGAGAGCCGCCAGCAGGUCCCCAGCCGGAUGUUUGAAGAGCAGAAAGACAGACCAGAGGCCCCAGGAAAGAGUGAGAAAAAAAUAUCAAAAUUAGACCCUAAAAAGUUAGCUCUAGACACCAGCUUUCUGAAGGUAAGUGCAAGGCCUUCGGGAAACCAGACGGACCUAGACGGCAGCCUGCGGCGCGUCCGACAGAACGACCCUGACAUGCGGGAGCUCAACCUGAACAACAUCGAAAACAUCCCCAGAGAGAUGCUGCUAGACUUCGUGGACGCGAUGAAGAAAAACAAGCACGUCAAGACCUUCAGUUUAGCGAACGUGGGCGCGGACGAGAGCGUGGCCUUCGCGCUGGCUAACAUGCUGCGGGAAAACAGGAGCGUCACCACGCUCAACAUCGAGUCCAACUUCAUCACGGGCAAGGGCAUCGUGGCCAUCAUGAGGUGUCUCCAGUUCAACGAGACUCUGACCGAGCUGCGCUUUCACAACCAGAGGCACAUGCUGGGCCACCACGCCGAGACGGAAAUAUCCAGGCUCUUGAAGGCAAACAGCACUCUCCUGAAGAUGGGCUACCAUUUUGAGCUCCCGGGUCCCAGGAUGGUGGUGACCAAUCUGCUCACCAGAAAUCAGGACAAACAAAGGCAGAAAAGGCAGGCAGAGCAGAGGCGGCAGCAGCUGCGGGAGCAGAGACGGCUGAUAGCCAUGCUGGAGGACGGGCUGGGGCUGCCCCCGGGCAUGUGGGAGAUGCUGGGCGGCCCGAUGCCAGAUUCCAGGGCGCAGGAGUUCCUCCAGCCGCCGCCCCGCCCUCCCAGCGCCCCGGCAGCGCCCCUCGGUCGGCGCAAUGAAGUGACGAAAAAGCCAUCGCAGCCCCCUGCGUACAGGACGGACCCUGACUCCUUCCGGGGCAUGAAGCUCAAGAGGACCCAGCGCAAAUCUCGGAUGCCAGAGGCCAGAGAAAGCCCCGAAAAAACCAACCUCAAGGAUGUGAUCAAAACGCUGAAACCGGUGCCCAGAAACAGGCCGCCCCCGCUGGUGGAGAUCACGCCCAGAGACCAGCUCUUGAACGACAUCCGUCACAGCAACGUGGCCUAUCUUAAACCUGUGCAACUGCCAAAAGAACUGGAAUAAUCUAGAAGAACAGCAUUGAAACAACGACCCUGGAUUAGAGUUCAGAGUCUGGGUCAGCGGCAUCGCUCCGGACCCAGGGGCAACUGGGAACAACGCUCACGUCCGAUGGGAGAAUUUUGUAAAAGGCAGAACACUUGGCCUGUGACAAAAUAGUGUCUGGAGAGGAAGAGGAAGGAGGUUAAGUGUUAACAUUCAGGGGUGACAUUUUCUACUCCCAAUCAGCUUGAGAAGCUUUGGUGAAUUUUAGCCAUGCUUCCCGCACAGAAGUUAAAAACCAUUUUUUGUGAACGUCUGCUUUGCUAUUGCUUCCUUCCACUAAACAGCGAUAAAUACCGUAGAAGUGGUAACUCUCGUAGCUCCGUUCUCCCCUCCUCCCCUCCCGUCCCCCCUACUGUAACCCACCGUCUCAAAGGAGCAGAGCACCCUCCACCCGCGGGCCGGUGCGGGCCGAGUGAGCUCCAGGCCUCUGCUUUGAACUGGAAGCUUGUUCCUUAGCUCUUCUCCCAGCACCAGCUGAGAAGAGUUUCCGCCCCUGCCUGGCUUCUCCCUUGGGCUCCCUGGUGUUUGGGGAUAUACUUCUGAUAGAGGUUAUCUGUGAGGAGCAGAACAUCUAAGCCACAGGACAUGGAGAAAACAAAGUGUUUCCAGAAAAACUCAUGGAGAGAAUAAACCCUGCGUAUACACAGACCCUCCCUGUUUCCACACGCACAGGAGCAGGGGACACGGCAUGCUACCUUUGUAGAAAUAAUACAGUUACUGAGAAGCUUUUGGUUUUAGCUAACUAUAUCUGUUUGUUGUUUUUAACCUUAGUCUGUGAAUCUUAGUUGACCUUGUUGCUCUCCUCAGUCUUCUGCAUGAAACUUGCCCUGUAUGAGGUUAAACAAAUUCCUUGUUCUGCCUCGCAGGCCUCCAGGGCCUGGCCCCGGGGCUCUGAUCCAGUCCUAUUUGCCACAGUCCUCAUGCUCCUGAUGAGACACCCACAUGUACCCCCAUCCCUUCGCUCUCAUCGGCCCCUCAAAGGUGUACCCCCAGAGACUUCCCUCCCAAUCUCCAUGUAUGACUGUCCUGCCCUGUCUUCAAAGCCAGUCAGGUCCCAAUCCUCCGCAAAAACCUUCCAGACAACCCCAGCCUCAGUGCUCUCUCCUCCUUCCAAGUUCCCAGUCACUAGGUACAUAGAAUCUGAAAUUUUUUAUAGAAGCGGUGUGAACCCUAGAAGUCAGAAAAUCACAAUUUGAUGCCUUUUCUCACUUUCUCACCUGAGUAAAUAAUUGGCAUCUACCUUCUUUCUCCUUUUAUAUAAACACAGGUGGCACACAACCAGCCAAAAGGGUUAAAAGAAUGGAUCUAAUGGAGACAAACUUAAAACAAUACAUUAUUUGGAAGGACAGGACAAGCCACUGUAAAGAAAUAUGGUGUUUCUAUUUUCUAAAGCUAAUUUAGUGUGUACAGAAGUAUCAAAUUUAAAUAGUUAUAGUUAUCAAUCAACUAAUUUUAGAAGAGCCAGCAGCUAACAUUUUUGUUUUAUCCUGCAUUAUUAUUUCUAUAAAACAUCCUUUUACAUAAAGCAGGAUAGUUAAGAAAGGUCUACAAUAAAUAAGCUUAAGUGUCUAGCCCAUUCUACAUCUAAAAGACCAAACUGUGAUAGAACAAAGUGCUCUUAUCCUGUUUAAAAAUGUUAAUGCAGCCUGGCCAACGUGGCUCAGCGGU
This is a messenger RNA of Miniopterus natalensis, 3425 nucleotides long. It is a transcript of the gene LMOD3, whose product is annotated as leiomodin 3. The record is from RefSeq and is a predicted model, not a curated record. Gene Ontology annotation, molecular function: tropomyosin binding. NCBI's taxonomy places the organism in Eukaryota, Metazoa, Chordata, Mammalia, Chiroptera, Miniopteridae. Gene Ontology annotation, cellular component: cytoskeleton; striated muscle thin filament; myofibril. Gene Ontology annotation, biological process: actin filament organization; pointed-end actin filament capping; myofibril assembly.